AUGGCCGAAUACGACCGUCGAAACCAGGGCCACCGAGGGGACCGAGGUGACCGAGGUGGGCGCAAGCGCCGCUACAGAGACGACGAUGACUACGAUCGCCGCCCCCAGAGACGCAGACAGGAGGAGCCUCUGUUGGUUGUCGUCCGUCGGCAGUUGUUGACCAUUGCGGAAUCGGCUGCUCGCAGAGUCGAGGAUGAUAUUCAGAGUAUUGCGAAGUCAGUUGCGGAGAAUUAUGACGAUGAGGACAUUCGCCGCGACUUUGUCAACAUCUCCCUUGAUCUUGUUCACGAACAACCUAUGAAAAUCCCUUUCAUCGCCAGUGCCGUUCUGGUCGCGCAUAGUCUCAAGCCCGAGCUUGGAUCGGAGAUCGUGGCCAAGGCUGCUGGGGCUUUGCAGAAACACAUUAAUACUGGCGCAUGGCGGGAGGUUAAGCUUCUGAUUCGUUUCUUGGGUCUUCUUCAGCCGCUCUAUGAGGGUGAGGGCAUCUUCCCUCUUUUGGAGGAGCUCUUUGCUCGUGCUGUUGACCUGCAGACUGCCUCUUCUGAGGAUCUUCUUGGCCUUGAAUUGGUGAAGAUUAUCCAGUUCACUCUUCCUUACAUUAUGCUCUCUCCGGUGUCCGGUUUCGAGGCCCAGGCUACUGGGCUUCUGGAUAAGACCGACAUUAUCGCGACAACUCCGCACGCCCUUGUCGAUUUGGUCAAUACAUUCAGCCCCGAGGAAAACCAGUCCGCGGCUGGUCAGAGUGUUAUCAGCUUGAUGCAGACCCAGCUUCAAGGAGAGGUCAACAACGGCUGGCAGCUUAAGUGUCUUCCUCGUCCCUGGAAGGACAUUCGGGAUUCUGAGACCGGUGAGCCCCAGUCAUUUGACUCGGUGGCCAAGAUUGCCUUCCCUGAGGUUACGGUGCCUAGCCCCGUCCUCAAUGGCCCACGUCCGCUGUUCCCAGAGGUCUAUCUUUCGGUCUACGCCGACCAAGAAGUGGACACUGUUCCUUCCACUGAAGACAUUUCAUCUUCGCUCAUUAGAGACGUAUUGGUCGAUACCAUCAACCUACUUGACUUCAACCGUGUCGCUACGGCCAAGUUCUUGAUUGAUAUCGACUGUUACUUCACCCCUUAUACAUUUGUGAAGCGUGCCACGCCGUUCGACCGCAUGCGCGACCUCGCAGGUGAGAUCCAGCCUUGGAAGCCUGAGGACGUGGCAGUGGAUGCCGUGUUCUCACAGCUGUUCCAGCUGCCUGCUUCGGAGCACAAGCUUAUUUACUACCAUUCCGUUCUUACUGAGUGCUGCAAGAUUGCCCCAGCGGCGAUUGCGCCGAGUUUGGGUCGUGCGAUCCGAUUCUUGUAUAACAACCUAGAGACCAUGGACUUGGAGCUCAGCAACCGUUUCCUUGAUUGGUUCGCUCACCAUCUGAGCAACUUCGGCUUUACAUGGAAAUGGAGCGAGUGGACUGAUGAUCUGGAUCUUCCCGCUAUACACCCUAAGAUGGCAUUCAUCCACGGUGCCUUGGACAAGGAGAUUCGUUUGAGCUUCGCUCAGCGUAUCAAGGGCACUCUCCCGGAUCCUUAUCCUAAGUUGAUCACCCCGGGCAAGGAGAAGGACACACCCGAUUUUAAAUAUUCCUCCGACAUGGCACCCUACGCUAAAGAAGGUCAGGAACUCAUGCAGCUGAUCCGUAAGAAGGCCACCGAGGAAGAGAUUCAAUCUGUGAUCACAGCGAUCGAGGACCAGGCCAAAAGUCAGGGCGUCGAUGACCCCAAAAUCCCCUCCACAGACGCAUUUGUCACGUCCCUGUGUUACGUCGGAUCCAAGUCCCUCUCUCACGUCCUUUCCUGCAUCGAGCGCAGCAAAGAUCGUCUUCUAGAGAUCGGCACUGAGUCCAAAGCUGCCCGCUGCCAGAUCAUCACCUCCGUCAUGGACUACUGGGUCGACCAGCCCGGCAUCGCAAUUAACAUUAUCGACAAGCUGCUCAACUAUACCAUCCUCAGCCCCCUCUCCGUCCUCGAAUGGGCUCUUGCCGAAUCCGUUGCUGCAGGGACCAUCCUCUCAAAGCCCCACGUCUUCGAGAUGAUCUCCGCCACCGUCGGCAAGGUUACCAACCGUAUGCGCCAGAUCGUCGCCGCCCGCACCCAGCCAGCUCUCUAUGAGCCCCAACUGACUGCCAUCGACGAGACUCUGUCCCGCGAGCGCGAGGACAUGCAAACCCUUUUCAAGUACAUCGAGGACUCGAUUGUCUCCGUCGCGGCCGGUAGCAACGACGAGCAGAUGGAGCGUGGUGACGGCACCGGUGAUCUACCCGAGGAUGCUAUCAUCCGCCAGUGGGGCCGUCGCUGGCUCCGCGUUUUCCGCAGGAAGGCUGCUGUCGAAGAGGCCUUCAUCUCUGAUGCCUUGGCUAAUGCUACUCCCCUUGGGACGGUGGCCCCUCCGGCUCCUGAACGGGAGGUUGGUGACGGUGAUCUUGACAUUGCUGAUGCAGAUGUGGAUCUGCAAUAG
Penicillium soppii is the source of this 2490-nucleotide messenger RNA. RefSeq names its product NCBP1 family protein. NCBI's taxonomy places the organism in Eukaryota, Fungi, Ascomycota, Eurotiomycetes, Eurotiales, Aspergillaceae. Bases 1 to 2490 code for a protein of 829 amino acids. Gene Ontology annotation, molecular function: RNA cap binding; mRNA binding. The transcript has 7 exons. Gene Ontology annotation, cellular component: nucleus; nuclear cap binding complex. The record is from RefSeq and is a predicted model, not a curated record. Gene Ontology annotation, biological process: nuclear-transcribed mRNA catabolic process, nonsense-mediated decay; mRNA export from nucleus.